GAAAUGGAUUCCCUUGAAUUGAAUUUACCAGGAUACAUGGUAUAUUGUGUCAUUAUAUCUUGUCUUGGUUCAUUUAGUAAUGGUUGGGUGAUUGGAUCUGCUAACGUUCCCGGUGAAAUCACACAUGCCUGUAAAAACGGCCUUAGUUAUGUUGCUAGCAAAUCCUUUCCGGAUUGUUUACCAAUGAGUAAUGCCCUUUGGGGUUUUGCAGUAUCUUCAUUUUGUGUCGGCGGUUUGAUAGGUGGUCUAUUUGGUGGUUUUAUUCAAACGAAAUUCGGUCGUAAAAAAACCAUCAUUUUUAACAACAUUGGUUGGAUUAUAGGUGCUCUCCUAAUCGGUUGCUCUGUCACACCUGCCAUGUUUAUUGUGGGUCGAAUCUCCUGUGGUCUUUCAUGCGGUCUUGGAUCUCUGGUGACUCCUACUUAUGUCGGCGAGAUCUCUACAAUUAAAGCCCGUGGUACUAUGGGCACUAUAAACCAAUUUGCUAUUGUGAUUGGUAUUUUAUUGGCUUCCGUAGUCGGUCUCCCGCUUGCUGUAGUUCCCCUUUGGAGAAUUAAUUACGCUAUUGUUGCUAUUCCUGCUGUUGCUCAAUUCUUCCUGAUGGCUGGUUGUGUUGAAUCGCCUCGCUACCUUAUAUCUGUCAAUCGUAUUGAUGAAGCGAAACUAGCACUCCAAAGUCUCCGGCCUAAUGCUGAUAUUGACAGAGAGUUCUUUGACAUGGUUCAAGGUCAAUUAGGCACAGUUGCUGCUACGACUAUCACUGGAAAAGAUGGACAACCAUUAUCUAAAGGAAAACCUACGGAAGAAAAAGCUGAAAAUGACAGUUUUACAAAUUCAUUAUUCGAAGAUGGUGUUGCUCCUGAAGAAGAUGGUGUGAGCGAGCCAAUGAACAUGAUACAGAUAUUCAAAGAUCCUCUUAUUCGUCGUAUUGCCGGCACUGUACUUACUCUGCAUAUCACCCAACAGCUAAUUGGUAUGAAUGCCGUCAUGUACUACUCCACAACUAUCUUCAAAAUGUCGUUUUCCGCAGAAAUGUCAAAGUACAUGGCCAUUGUAACCACUGUUGUUAACUUUGUAUCCACUAUUGUCUCACUGGUCUUAAUUGAUCGUAUGGGCCGUCGUCCUCUUCUGCUUAUCGCUGAAGGGGGAGCCUGUAUUUUCUCAAUUUUAUUAAUUCUAGGUUAUGUCUAUAAUAUUGGCUCUCUUUUGGUUUUCUCCGUCUUUGGGUAUGUCUUAUCCUUUGCUAUUGGUAUUGGGCCUAUUCCCUGGAUGAUGACGUCCGAGUUAACACCUGUGUAUGCUUCCUCGGCAGUGGGAUCGAUUGCAACGGCAAUGAAUUGGGCUACCAAUUUUUUGAUCGGUCAAUGCUUUCCUAUCAUUUUUGAUAAUAUCAAGGGCUACUCUUUUGCUAUUUUUGCUGGCGUUGCCGCUCUUGCUUUAGUGUUUACUUAUUUUAAGGUACCAGAGACAAAAGGCCGAUCACUUGAAGACAUUGUUAAAAGUUUUGAGAGAUAA
Mucor mucedo is the source of this 1515-nucleotide messenger RNA. RefSeq names its product major facilitator superfamily domain-containing protein. Gene Ontology annotation, cellular component: membrane. The record is from RefSeq and is a predicted model, not a curated record. The annotation marks the transcript as partial. The transcript has a single exon. Gene Ontology annotation, molecular function: hexose transmembrane transporter activity. Gene Ontology annotation, biological process: monosaccharide transmembrane transport. NCBI's taxonomy places the organism in Eukaryota, Fungi, Mucoromycota, Mucoromycetes, Mucorales, Mucoraceae.